UCCAAGAACCUAAUGUUUCUACCCAUUAAUUCACCUAAUGUUCUCUCUACUCCUGCUAGAUUAUUGCCAAUUAUGAUGCAAUCCGAUAAGCACCCAAAAGAUCACGAACCCGAACCAACCCACCCUUUGCGGUGGUGCGCCACCUUCAUUUUCUCAGUCCUAGCCGUAGGAGUAAUCAUCGCCGGCGUAGUAGUGUUCCUGGGGUACUUAGUAUAUCACCCAACAAUUCCAAUCAUUAGUGUGGUGGACGCUCACCUGAACCUCUUCCAAUACGACUUAGCUGGUGUUCUCGUAACACAAGUAAUGAUCGUCGUAAGGACAGAAAACGACAACACCAGAGCUCAUGCUAGCCUGUCUGACAUGAAGCUGACGUUGAUUUUUGAUGGGAUAGAGAUAGCAAAACUGGUGGCUGAACCCUACGAGGUGAGCAAGAACAGCUCCGUGGAUUUUAACUUCGUAGCUACUUCAGACUCAAUACCAUUGAAUCAAGAGCAAAUGAAGGAUGUGGAUGCGUACUUGAAUGAAGAUGAAAUUAGAUUUGAUCUGAAAGGGAAUGUGAGAGCUAGGUGGAGAGUUGGGAUUCUUGGGUCUAUUAAGUUUCGUUGCCAUUUGGAAUGUCAGCUCAGGUUUCAUAAAUCCAGUGGAGACUAUAUACCUCGUCGAUGCACCUCGAAGGCUAAAUGAUGAAGAUGAUCAUUAAUUAAUUAAUUAAUUAAUCUCCUUUUUUUUUCCUCAAUUAUUUUUCUUUUGAUCUGCACAGUUUGUGUAUAUUAAUGGUUACUUUUCUCCUUUCUGUGCAUAUAAUCUGUUCCUCCCAAAAUUAAAUAUCAGGGACUUCUCUUUUCUAUUUUUAA
Molecule: messenger RNA, 854 nt
Organism: Hevea brasiliensis (rubber tree)
Lineage: Eukaryota; Viridiplantae; Streptophyta; Magnoliopsida; Malpighiales; Euphorbiaceae
Product: NDR1/HIN1-like protein 12
Exons: 1
Coding region: 13-684 (223 amino acids)
Cellular component (GO): plasma membrane
Source: RefSeq, a predicted model, not a curated record